GGCUGCUCUCUCCGUCUCCAUGGUGACUCGACCGGCAGUUGGCGGAAGUAGUCUCUGCGUCACCGUAGAGUGGGCACUUUAAAAGCCGCUGCUGUGGCACCUGUACUGACAAGAAUGUAUCUGUCUGUGGUCCAAGUGAUCCACCCCUAUUAGGACGGCUUCCAGAAAUGUAUACAGGGAGGACCAUGAGCAAUCAAGAGCAGACCUGGGAAAGCCUGGAUGCAGAAUUUGAUCAUUACCUGGUGGAUAUGAAACCGUAUGUCCUCAAACUACCUCAAAAACAGGACCGCCAGCGAUGUGCCUUGUGGAUUAAAAAGCUAUGUGAUCCAUCAGGAGCAGGGACUGGCGUUACUGGCAGGAAGAACCGGAACUUGUACGCCAAGCUUCUCCUUCAUAUGCUGAAGAGUGGGUUGCUAGGGGGACCAUUCACCCACAAACCUGAAGAGGGCAUGCUCAAACCCUUACCCACAUAUAUGUCAAUCUAUUUUGAUGAGCCCAAUUCUGGGAGAUUUCAAAGCACAGGCACUGGAGGAUUACCAGACUGGGUGAUGGGAGAGCUGGAGUCCAGGGAAUCAAAUGCCAGUGAGACCUGGAAAUUCACAUUAAAGGAUGAUUCAGCGUUUGUCACUUCCCCAACCAGGCCCAAAUACUCAAGCAGCCAGAAACUGGCAUCACGUUCCCUGAGCCCCGCGCACAGGUCUGGUGAGGACGCCCUGACUCUUCUACACAAUGGGGAUCUCUCCAAAAGAACCUUAGCCAGCUUUGAUGACAGCGACCUGGAAGCACGUCUGAACAGUUGGAAUCUCGGGAUAGAAAAACCAAGGUAUCUGAGGGAAAAGCCAUUACCUCUAUCUCCGACUUCUCCACGCCUUGGAAGGAGCGCCGAGUAUCGCGAUGAACGAACUCUGUUUCGCUUACAUAAGAAAGAGAUGGACAUGAAAAUCAAGGGCAUGGAGGCAAAAUUUCACGAAGAAAAGCUCAAGAUGCAGCAGAAACAUGAUGCUGAUGUACAGAAGAUUUUGGACCGAAAGAACAAUGAAAUAGAGGAAUUGAAGACUCUGUACAGAACCAAACAGGUGGAAUCUGAGGACACCAUUAGGAAGCUUGAAAAAAAAGUUCAAACCCUUCUGCGAGAGUCCCAACUUAUCCGAGACACCAAGGAAGCCCAGAUUCUGGAGCUAAAGAAGUUGUGUGACCAGAGUGCAGACACUCUGAAGAAUGAGUGGGAGAAAAAGCUCCACAAUGCGGUGGCAGACAUGGAACAGGAGAAGUUUGAGCUCCAGAAGAAACACACAGAGAACAUCCAGGAGCUGCUCGAUGAUACAAAUUCGCGACUCCUCAAAAUGGAAGCUGAUUACGUGUUACAGACAAAUGUUACUGCGCAAACUGUGAAGGAGCUGGAAGGCCGUGUUCAGCAACUGACUGUGGAGGCAGAAAGCAGCAAUCUACAGCGUCAGAAGUUAUCUCAGGAGAAGACCGAAGUGGAGGCAUCCUACCAUGCAGCUUGCAAUGAUCUACAGCAAUUAAAUUCCAGAUUAUCGUCUUUACAGAAGGAUAGAGAUCGCUUAACCCUGGACUAUGAAAAGCAUGUUCAGCAACUGCAGAGCAAGUAUGAGUGUGACGUCAGCUUCAUUACUCAGCAGAACGCUCUAUCUGCAGCCAAGGCCUCUGCACUGAUAGAAGAACUUGAAGAUACCCUCUCCCGAGUUAAGCAACAAGGACAGGAGCGGGAGCAUCGGUUCCAGCAGGAUAUGAGGGCAAAAGAAAACAAAUUUCAGAAGGAGAAACUUAAUCUGGAGCGAUGCUGGGAGAGAAAGGUACACGAUCUCCAGAAACAGGCAGAAGAUCAAAGGCAUGUUGCCCAAAAGAAAAUCUCCAAAGUGAACGAGCUGUUAAAGGAGAAGGAAGAACAGCUAAGCCGGGUGACAGAUACACAAAGAUUGCGCGCACAGCAGGCUGACGCCGCUUUAGAGGAAUUCAAGCGGCAAGUGGAGUUAAAUACAGAGAAAGUGUACUCCGAAAUGAAAGAGCAGAUGGAGAAAGUUGAGGCUGACCUGAGCCAAUCUAAAGCUCUCCGCGAGAAGCAAAGCAUGGAGUUCAGCCGGCAGCUGGAGGAAUUAAAACAGAGAUAUGAACAACAGAUUGUGGAGUUGAAGCUGGAGCAUGAACAGAAGAAAACAUACCUUAUCCAGCAGCAUAGCACCGAGAAAGACAACAUCAUCCAGGACCAUGAUCAGGAAAUCAGUCGGUUGGAGAAACAAUUCAAGAAUAGCAUGUUAGAGCACGAGAAAAAUGCACAGGCGUGGAGAGAGCGAAACGCACAGACCAUCUCUGAACUGCAGACCCAGGUAUAUAGUUUGAAAGAAGAGCUGAUUCAAGUCAACUCUCAGCGCAAGCAGCAGUUGGUGGAGCUGGGACAUCUGAGGGAUGAGGAGAAACAGAAAACUGCCCAAGAACAUCACAUGGCAAUGAGCAAACUAAGAGCAGAGGCAGAAGCUAUGCGAUUAGAGCUGCAAAGGACACAUGCUGCUGAAACCCAGCAAGCUCUAGAGAAGGCCGGCAGCAGGUUGAUGCAGAUUGAGAAGGAUUAUGGAGAGAAACUUGCAAAAUCAAAACAGGUGGUGUGUGAGCUCCAGGCAACUGUAGCUGCCAUACGAGAAGAAAGCAACAGUCAGCAGCUUAUAAUGGAGAAGAGACUACAGGAUGCAGCUCAGAACUAUGAUCAUGACAAGCGACAACUAAUUAAAGAAAACGAGAAGGUACUAAAGCUACUCAAAAACGAAGCUGAGAACUAUUGCAAUCAACUACGUUUGUCAGAGAGGAAAAUUCAGGAGAAGCAACUAGAAAUGCAGGAACAGAUCAUGCACAUCCGUCAGGAAUACGAACUAAAGAUCAAAGGAUUGAUGCCGGCCACCGUGAAACAUGAACUUGAAAACACGAUAACAUCACUAAAAUCCCAGGUGAACUCUCUACAGAAGAGAGCUCAGGUGCUGCAGGAAGACCUCACUUUUUAUCAAAGGUUAUGAUUUCCGUAUGUGCGAAGGAUGACCAAAAAAGAACAGGAUCCCACCACAGUGAGCGCUAUUUAGAAAUUUGAAAUAAAAUCUAUCUACAAGCCCAGAUAUUAUAAUAUUCACAUUUCUUGCAACAAUGUAUUUUUAUUUAUUUAGUGUAUGAAUAUUUAAUGUACCCUUUCUGCAAGAAGGGGUUAAUGUACUACCUUUACAGACCUAUUUAACCAUAUUUUAUAUUAAUCCAUUUUUACCAAUCUUUGUGUACAUCAUGUGUAUUUUUUUGUUUGUUUUUUCCCCCAAAGUUUACAUAACAUUAAAGAUUUAUUUUGUAACA
Messenger RNA from Pseudophryne corroboree (corroboree frog), 3348 nucleotides. It is a transcript of the gene CEP112, whose product is annotated as centrosomal protein 112. Bases 168 to 3026 code for a protein of 952 amino acids. Lineage: Eukaryota; Metazoa; Chordata; Amphibia; Anura; Myobatrachidae. The transcript is spliced from 28 exons. The record is from RefSeq and is a predicted model, not a curated record.